Molecule: messenger RNA, 1434 nt
Organism: Dendronephthya gigantea
Lineage: Eukaryota; Metazoa; Cnidaria; Anthozoa; Malacalcyonacea; Nephtheidae
Exons: 4
Coding region: 1-1098 (365 amino acids)
Molecular function (GO): zinc ion binding
Source: RefSeq, a predicted model, not a curated record
AUGGCGGCGUCGACGAGUGGUGGCUGCAGCAUGCGUGUACCAUUGGAUAGAAAAUACCUUGAGACUCUUACCAAUGACAGUCGAAAAAAAUAUCAAGAAAAAUUAAAUUUGAUCAACAACAUUGAUCCUUAUAAUGUCAGCAGUAAUUUCUUUACUGAGUCGAUGGAAAUGUGGCCAAAUAUUGAAUACCCUGAUAUUGUGACAUACUUUUUGUGUUCAACAAGUCGCUAUACGAAAGAGCAAAUAAAAGCUUAUAAGAGCCUGGAAUCCUAUCAGUAUUUUAUAGCAGGAUGGGUGAACCAUUCUCAACGCUUGAAUGAAACUCCAUUAAAGACCUGGGUAGCUGCAGAAGAUGAUGGCAAUAUAAUAACUGCCCAUUGUAAUUGUGUUGCUGGCUUUGGUGAUACAUGCUCACAUGUUGGGGCUUUACUAUUUGCUGUUGAAGCAGAGCCAUUAACCCAACUGUAUUCAGCAGAAUUCAACUCCAUGGGAUACCAAGAAUUGCUAGCCAAAUCAAUUGACAUUUUUCAAAAGAUGAACAUUAGCUUUCAACAGGCAAAAUUAAUUGAAGAGGUUACAAAAAGCCAAAGCAAAUCAUCUUUAUGGUUUCAAAUGAGAGCUGGAAGAAUAACUGCCAGCAAAUUCCACCAGGCUUGUCAUACUGACCCAGCAUCACCAUCUUUAAGUCUCGUUAAGGAAGUAUGUUAUGGCUUAAGUUUUACAUCAAAGGCAACCACAUGGGGAUGCACACAUGAAAAUGAAGCAGUGGGCCAAUACAAGCAGAUUAUGGAACAGCAACAUAAAGAUUUCACCCUCAAGGAGUCUGGUUUUGUAAUCAAUAUUGAUUUUCCGCAUCUUGGGGCAAGUCCAGAUCGUAUUUCCUGUUGCAGUUGCCAUGGUGCAGGGUGUGUGGAAGUGAAAUGCCCUUACUGCUUGAAAAAGUCAUCCCUUACUACAGCAGUUGAAAAUGGUGAGAAGUUUUGCCUUAUAAAAAAUGCUGCAAAUGGACUUAAACUUGACAAGAAGCAUCCAUACUUUUACCAAGUUCAACUUCAGCUUGCUGCUACGAAGUUAAAUUUUGCUGACUUUGUUGUUUGAAACCCCUCAGAAAUUUACAUUGAAAGGGUGCAAUCGGAUGUGUCAUUUCUGACAGAAAAUUUGGCUAAAGCCAAGGAAUUAUACAUCACUGCCAUUCUGCCAGAGCUUCUAGGAAAAUGGUUCACUAGGCCAGAUGUUAUGUUAUUCCUUCUGGACAAAACUUGUAUUGUUACUGUAGGAUUGAGCUCACUGAAUCGCUUGACUUAGAAUGUAAAAGUUCAACUUGUGUUUUUCGCAAGUUUCAUAUGAAAUGCUGUGGGUUGUCUAGGAAACCUAGAAGUAAGAUCUGGUUAUGUCCUGAUUGUAAACGAAAGAAGAUGUCAGAUUUAGCAUCUC